Molecule: messenger RNA, 2096 nt
Organism: Toxotes jaculatrix (banded archerfish)
Lineage: Eukaryota; Metazoa; Chordata; Actinopteri; Toxotidae
Product: leucine-rich repeat extensin-like protein 3
Exons: 9
Coding region: 169-1965 (598 amino acids)
Biological process (GO): inner mitochondrial membrane organization
Cellular component (GO): mitochondrion; MICOS complex
Source: RefSeq, a predicted model, not a curated record
CAGCUCCGUCCAAUCGCAGCUGCUGUUGUUCAGGCUCAGCGGUGGGAAGGGCGGAUUGCUACAGCUGUUUGUUUCCCUGAGCACUGAUCCACGUUGUGGAUUAAAUAUUCGCAGUAACCGGACAGUCCUGAUAACAGUGAGUGAGCAUCGCUGCGGCUGCGGGUGUGGAUGGGGGGAAACAGCCCGAGUCACCUCUCCCGUGAAGAUGGUGAAGGCGGAGGAUUUACUAUUGUGAAGGGCAUUAGGCUGUCGGACAGAGUCAUCCGCCGGAUGAGGCAGUCUUCACGGGGCGUCUGUCCUCAGCUCUCACAGAAUGGAGGUCGUCCUUCACACUCACCUGACCUACAAACGCCCACUCCAGUCCCCCCUCCCCCUGCUGAACACCUGUUACCUCUUGUGACACCUCCUCCUGCUCCAUUCAGCCCCCCUCCACCUCCUCCGCCUCCUGCUCAGGAAGCCCCAUCUACAUCUACACCAGUCAAAUCUGUUCCUCCCCCUGUAAAACUGGCCCCCCCUCCUCCUGUAAAGUUUCACUCCUUUCCUCAGACCUCUCUUGAGCCUGAAACACCUCCUCCUGCUCCACCACCUCCAGAGACAAAAGCUCCUCCAACUGACCCUGUUGUCCCAGCCCCACCUCCCCCUCCCUCUGCUAUUUCUCCGCAAGUCGAAACAACUGUGGCGCCUUCAUCUCCUCCGCCACCUCCUCCUGCAGUGGAGCCUGUAGUUCUACCUCCUCCUCAACCGUUUGUCCCACCUCUCAUAGAGCCAGAAAGUCCAUCUACACCACCUGUUUCAGAAAGAGUCACCGAGCCUUUUGUCCCUCGCCCACCUGUAGAGUCAUCCCCAACAGCUGCAGCUUCAUCUGAACCUUCAGCUCCAUCUCUUCCAUCUGAGCCUGUGAAACCUCCACCUACUGAACCUGCUGCUGCUGCACCUCUUGACCUUCUUGAAACUGUUUUCCCUUCAGCUACACCAGCUGAACCAGUAAUCCCACCCUGUCCUGUAGUUUCACCUCCUCCAGCUGAAGAAGUGCCUUCAACUGUGGCUCCAGCUGUUGAUUCACCACCUCCAUGUGAACUGUUUCCACCUCCACCUCCUCCAGAGCCAGUGGCAGCUCCUUCUCCUGUUCCAGAGCUCGCUUUUGAGGAGUCCCACCCGCCUUGUCACUGUGUGGAGCUGGCCAUCGUGCCGACUGAUGCACCUGUGAGCGAACCGCUCGUAGAGCCUCUAGCACCACCUCCACCUGAUCCAUCUCCAGCUCCUGAAGAGUCCACUCUGCCCCCUAUUGUUGUGGAUGAAGUACCUGCUGUCACUUCAGCGCCUCCACCUGCUGCAGCAGUUUUGCCCGUUUCUCCUGCAGUGGUGGAGGAAGAGCUGAGGCAGAAGAUCAAAGCGGAGAUGCAGAGAAGUCUGGAGGAGGAGAUCAACCAGAAGAGACAGGAGCUGCAGCGACAGCUGGAGGAGGUGAGGGCUCAGGCUCAGGCAGAGGCCAAGGCAGCAGCUCAGGCUCAGGUGGAGGAGCAGGUGAAGAAGACGCUGGAGGCGGAGAAGGCGGCGUACAUGGAGAACCUGACAGACUCCAUCAUGAAGGAGCGAAUGAAGACGGAGGACGAGAGACUCAUGGUGCAGCUUUAUUGGAUGGAGCUGAAGGCUCAUCAACUGGAGGAGAAGGAGAAAGAGUUAAAGAAACGAGACGCUCUCCACAAGGCACACAUUGCUAAACUUGAGGCAAAGUGUACUCAGUUUUACAAAGUGACUGCUGAGAGUUUCCAGAAGGGCAGAGAGGAGACACACAACCGUUUUGCGCGUUUCAAUAUGCAGCCAGUGUGCGGAGACCUGCAGAGUCAGAUUUUAAAGUGCUACAAGGAGAACACGGGGAAGACUCUGUCCUGCUCGAGUAUCGCCUCAGCCUACAUGCAGUGUGUGGACAACGCCAAGAAAAAUAAACUGAGCACCGGAGGUUAAUAUGGACCACUUGAUGAGGAUGUCCGUACAUCUGACAUAUGUACUGCUGCAGAAAAGAAAAGAUGGACAGAAAUCACCAAAAAAAAAAGAAGCUACAGAGGGACAGAGUCUCAGGAGCAUCAACUGUAGCC